AUGAGGAGGAAAGAUUCAAUUCGAACUUACAUCUCAUGCUUGGAAAAUUCGGAGAAAUCAUUAUUAAUUAAAGAAUCCAUUCAAAUUCCGGAUUGUAACUCCAAAGCAUUAUUUGAUUAUCCGAAAUACUUGCAAAUCUUUAAAUGUAAUCAUUUUUCUCAAAUACUUGAAAAUUAUGUCAACACAAUUGAAACCCAAUUGGAUUUAGGAAAGGUUUAUAUGAUUAUAGCGAGCAUUAUAAUGGAUAUGAUAUUCAAAAGGUCGAAAGGAUUAAGAAUAUUUAAAUACGAACAUAAUCAUGCCCCAAGUCAAAAGAUCAUUUAUACCUUGGAUCAUUUAUUAUUCUCUUUUAACAAUACUUUAAAUAGCGCGGGAGGGAACAGAAGUAUUGCCCCUUAUAUCCCCCUAAGUAAACUUACAAGUUUAACAUUCUUAGCAUAUAUUGUUAAUGAAGAAAACUAUGCUAAAAUAUGGUCAAAUUUUUUCAAUACGCUUGCGAAACUAGCGAUUAACAUUCAAGAGAUAAUCAUUAAUUUCCCUACACAUGAUGAAAAUGAUUCUUUUAAAGAAGUUUUCCCCGCAAUAUCAAACCUAAUCAAAUCGCAAAUCAGUUUAAAAAGCUUGGAAAUGAAUCGAAUUGACUGUUCAACGAUAGAUCAAGAAAUUAUUGACGCACUUACGACGACUCAAGCGAAUUCCCUGAGAAAUUUUAAAAUUAACGGAGAGAUCAAAUUUACUUCCUUAAUCCAAUUAUUAGAAAAUUGUAAAAAUUUGAAAUCGAUUAGCAUGCAUAAAUUGAGCAGAUGUGAAGAUAAAUCAAGAAAUGACGAGAAAUUGGUUAAUUUAUCGAUACCAUCACUUGAAAAGUUUUAUCAUUGGAAUCCCCUUUUACAAUUUCAAUAUCAGACGAAUAAUGCUGAUGAAGAGAUUAUUUUGAUCUUUAAGAUGGCUUCAAUGAGUUUAAAGAAAUUCGCUUGCAGUUUCUUCAACCGAGAUAUUUUUAGCGCGAUAAAUAAAUAUUGUGUCAAUAUAACUCAUUUAUGUUUAUUCAUUACAUCGGAUUCACUUGAAAGGACCGCCAGUGUAUUACCCUUUAUGAAUACUUUAUCUUAUUUAUAUUUAGAAUCCCCCAAAGUUGAUAUUAUCUUAUUUAGAUCCAACAUGUUACAAUUAUUGGGUUCUUCCAUACCCGAAACUUUAAAUCAUUUAUGUUUAAAUUUAUUUAUUUCUUUGAGAUUUUUAAGAGAUUUUUUGAUUUGUUGUAAUACUAAAUUAAGUACUUUGGAAUUAUAUGGUGUUGCAGACGCCACUUAUAAAUUCGCUGCUUAUAUAAGUGAUUAUUAUGACAGGAAUGAUCAGUUGAGAUUAUUGAAAUUGGACAGGAAUCUCUUUUUGAAAUUUAACUCGUUUCUUGGUCAUCUUCACCAGAAGAAAGUUGGUUAUGAAGUAGUUGAAAGUCGUAAACCAACUUUGUUUGAUGAAAAUUGA
Funneliformis mosseae is the source of this 1488-nucleotide messenger RNA. The record is from the annotation of a GenBank genome assembly. Lineage: Eukaryota; Fungi; Glomeromycota; Glomeromycetes; Glomerales; Glomeraceae.